Molecule: messenger RNA, 477 nt
Organism: Ixodes scapularis (black-legged tick)
Lineage: Eukaryota; Metazoa; Arthropoda; Arachnida; Ixodida; Ixodidae
Product: pulmonary surfactant-associated protein A-like
Exons: 4
Coding region: 1-477 (158 amino acids)
Source: RefSeq, a predicted model, not a curated record
AUGGAUGGACUUCCUGGACUACCGGGUCUUGAAGGACCGCAAGGGCCACCUGGGCUCCCCGGUCCUCCCGGUAUCACAGGUCCUACGGGCGUCGGCAUACAAGGAACGGCCGUCCCUGGCACGGAUUCGUUCACCAGUCAUCAAGACACAGUGACUUUGCUCGAGACUAUCUCCAAGUUGUCCAGUGAUCUGGCAGACCUGGAUGAACGAGUGGACAAGCUAGAACGUGCUCUGAGAAGAAUUUCCGACUUCCCUGACGACAUCCCAAGCGACGACGUGGGUUCCUUUCUCAUGGGCAGCGGCUCCGAUUUUGCGGCGCCGCGAGAAAAAGGAGAGACUUCAAGCAGGACUUCGGGCCUCCCGCGACGAGACUUCUCCCAGGCGACAGCUGGCGAGGGUCGGACAACGACCGGGGCCUGGACCAAUGACUACCGGACGAGUAGCCGAGACCGGAAUCAUCGACGAAACGGACACUGA